GUGACAUUAUAAAUGUUAUAACAGGUUUAAUGAAACAAAGCACAUGUCUUUGUUCGGGAUGUGGUUUAUGUAAUUCAUUACCUGUACUUGCACAACAUCAUCAAGAUCCUGCUUGUGUUUUGGGGUGCUCACCGUCUUUCGAACAUCCUCAAAGAAUAUUUUGUCGAAGUUCAUUUGUAAUAAGCGGGACGGUGAAAAGUGUCGUUAAAAUAGAUGGACCACCUGAAGAUGCAGGGACAGAUAAUCUGGCUGUGUAUAAAUAUCGAAUACUUAGUAAUAGGAAAUUGAAGGGCCCUGCACAGAUGAAGACAGGCAACGAGGUUAUAGUUGAGACAUCGGGGAAUGGCGCACUCUGUUCACUUAGACUGACUGUUGGAGAGGAAUAUGUCUUAUCAGGCGUUAAAACUGCAGCAGGAGAGUAUCGAAGCCUUUCCUCAGAUAUUGUAUAUAAGAUCAAAGACCUUGAGAAUCUCUCAUUGGUUCGGGAAUAUUUGUUAGGAACUGGUAGAAAUACGUAUAAAAGAAACUGUAACCGUGGGUGCACAGAUAUCAGCACACAAUCAAGCUACUGUAAGACGCCAAGUAUUGCUGAUCCAUUCACUUUCUUUGUUAUAAAAUGUUACUCGGACCACGCAAUCUGUAAAAAGAGAAACAGAAAAUGCAGUUGGUUCAAUGAUAACAGUUGUAAACUAAGUGUUAUGCCAAUUCCGUAAACACAUGAACAAUACUUGAAUAAAUGUUAUCAAACUCA
Molecule: messenger RNA, 751 nt
Organism: Mytilus trossulus (common blue mussel)
Lineage: Eukaryota; Metazoa; Mollusca; Bivalvia; Mytilida; Mytilidae
Exons: 6
Coding region: 30-713 (227 amino acids)
Biological process (GO): negative regulation of membrane protein ectodomain proteolysis; negative regulation of endopeptidase activity
Cellular component (GO): extracellular matrix
Molecular function (GO): metalloendopeptidase inhibitor activity; protease binding
Source: RefSeq, a predicted model, not a curated record